Chara braunii is the source of this 941-nucleotide messenger RNA. NCBI's taxonomy places the organism in Eukaryota, Viridiplantae, Streptophyta, Charophyceae, Charales, Characeae. The record is from the annotation of a GenBank genome assembly.
GCGGCGGCGGCCAUGGCAGCGAGGCUCUUGUGAGCAACGUGUUCACCGACACUGGAGUGUCUUUGCGCGACAAUAAGCACGGCGACAAGCAGCAGAGCCAGAACUACAGGUAAGUUGACGCGAUUCACUACUCGAUGGCUUCAGAAGAUUUCCUCCGACAAGCUGCUGCUGCCUGGCUAUCCACCAUGGAAGACAGCAGACAGCGACUCCAGGAUAUGGUGUCUCUUCUCUCUGCCUCCACUCCACCUCCACCAGAGGUUGUUGGGGGAGCGAUCUCGGUGGCGAGAUGGGCGGAGACAGUGCUACAGCAGAUGCUGGAGGUUAUCUGGGUGCUGGAGGGGCCGGCACCUGAGCUGGACGAGCUUGUUGACUGGCGCAAGGUGGGUGCUCUGCUCAGCGAUUGUUACGAGCUCCUCGAUGAAGGGAGUGAGCAAGGUGCUGACAUGGCCAAGCGCUCAGGGGAGGAGCUGUCAGUAACCAUAUUCUGUAGCGAUGGGGUGCCAUGAGUACUGUUAUACCUGGUCAUCAUCACUUAAGGUUUGACUUGGUUUGAUGAUCCGUAGGUAUAGAUUAUAACUUUCUUCCAAUUACUGUACUCCCUUUCGGUUUGCGCCGAUGUUAACUACUGUUGCUCAGGGGAAGCUCGACCUAAUUACUGAUGAGACUUGGCUUGAUGAUCUGUAAGUAUAGAUUAGAAUUUUCUUCCAAUAGUGUGCUCCCCUUUGGUCUGCGUCUGUGUUAAUUAGUUGCUCCAGGGAAGCUCGAUCUAAUUACUCAUGAAUCACUAAACUAUUUUGCCCUGUUAUCAUUCUCUUCGCCCUAAUGGUAUCUCCCCCCUCCUCACCGUGUAGAAAAUUCAGGAGCGUAGGGCAGAGCUUGAUUCUGCACACAACGGGGUUAAUCCUUCCUCAUUGAGGAAGCAAUCAAUGCCCCGGGAUCAC